AUGGUCUGUGAUGUGCUAGACGAUUUGUUCCGACACUUACAGUUUCAUAUCCAGCAACUGACAGGUGGAAAUACUUGUCUUUCAUGUCCAAUUAAUGGCUGCAGUAAAAAAUUGGUCACUGCAAAUCAUUUAAAACGCCAUCUUUACAUGCAUAAUUACCAUAUUCAACGACAAUGGAAUGGUUUAAAAGUUAUUAUUAGUCGGGAUGAUGUAGCGGAUAUUAUACAUUGUAAGUUCCAUACAUCUGUGGAACUUAUUUACGAUGGUUCAGUGAUGACAUGUGGUUGGAUUGGGUGCACAACUCUUUGGGAUGAUAUCGAUUUGUACUGUAGUCAUAUAAACGAUCACAUUGAUUCACUUGGAAACGAUAACCCAUCUCAACUGAAUUGCUGUUGGCAAGGUUGUAAAAUGCAAUUCAAGAAUAAAACACUUCUUCGAAUACACUGUCGGCAUCAUUCUGGUGCAAAAGUGGCUGCCUGUCCAUAUUGUGGCGUUUUCUUUGCUAACAACUCUAAACUAAUUGAUCACAUGUUGCGUAAAAAUCAGAUCGGAGCAGAAAGUGGCGAACAAAAAAUCAUUUAUUCAUGUCACCUAUGUCAGAAACAGUUCAGUACGCAGCGUUUACUACGCGAACAUUGCCGCCGGCAUGUUAUGAAUCAUAAAUGUAAAUAUUGCUCUAUAACGGUUGACAGUCCUUCUGCACUGAAAAGACAUGUUAUGGCUGUCCAUGCUAAAUCGCGACUUCAUGUCUGUUAUUAUUGCAACCAUAGUUUUUCUCAAAAAGCUGAUGUUGAUCGUCAUAUGCUUGUUCACUUCAACGAACUUGCUCACCAGUGUGAAUAUUGUGGAGAACGAUUUCGUUGGAAAAAGCAGUUGACCGCUCAUAUUCGAAAACACGACGCGGUUAUUUUCACUUAUUUUGCUUUCACUAAUAUUAUGAAAUCCUAUGUGCCCUACACUCAUUUAUGCCACCUGUGUGAUGCGAAAUAUGCAAGUGGUUUUGGUUUAAGCCGACAUUUGGUUCAAAAACAUAAAUGUAGUAUACCACGUGGAUUUACGCGAUUUCAAUAUAAAAAAUGCAAAGAUGGUUAUGCUCGGUUGCAGACAAAACGCUGUCUCAGCAAAAGUUUGGCUAAAAAUUUAGGCUAUAAUAGUAUUGAGGAAAAAGAAAAACCAUUGAAUAUAGAAUAG
Molecule: messenger RNA, 1191 nt
Organism: Thelazia callipaeda (thelaziosis nematode)
Lineage: Eukaryota; Metazoa; Nematoda; Chromadorea; Rhabditida; Thelaziidae
Source: the annotation of a GenBank genome assembly